AUGGCCUCGCGCCCCUCCAGCUCUGCCCGCCAAGACCGUGCCCCGCGCCCGACCUCAGGCCGGGACUUCCACAUCGCCAUAUUCUGCGCGCUCGUCCACGAGGCGGACGCCGUCGUCGGGCUGUUUGAUCACCACUGGGACGAUGGCGACCCUCUUUACGGCCGCGACGCCGGCCGCCCGAACGCCUACUCGGUCGGCGCGAUCGGCUCACACAACGUCGUGCUCGUACACAUGGCGGGCAUGGGGCAAGAUAGUGGCCGCGCAACCUUUCCGGGUAUCAAGCUGGCGUUGGUCGUCGGCGUAUGCGGGGCUGUGCCUCGUCUGGUCGACGGCCGGGAAAUCGUGCUCGGAGACGUCAUCAUCAGCGAGGGCUUGGUCCAGUACGAUCUUGGAAGACGGCUCCCCGGGCGCUUUGUACGCAAGAGAAACCUCCAAGACUCCCUCGGCAGGCAGAGCAGCGAGAUCCGCAGUCGUUUUGGCAAAACUCAAAAAACUACCGGCACAUUACAGACGGGGAGCUCUGCCACAGACUGCGGCUGCAGCGGUCCUCAGGUGGUGCGGAAUCGCCUGGCGCAGGGAGACGCGCAACUCGUGGUUCAUGUGGGCUUGUCUGCGUCGGGCGAUACUGUACACAAGUCCGGAGAAGACAGAGACGAGUUGGCAAAGGAAGAUGGCGUGAAGGCCUGGCAACGAUAUGCAGCGGCGACGGCAGCGGCGUGUGCCAAGGCCUUUUGGGAGUUUCGGGACAAGACACGAUAUCCGGAGUCGAGAAACGCAGUGGCGACCACGUGGCUGGUGUCCUUUGACCAAAUCCAAAGGAACGACGGUGCUGCCGCCGACAUGCUAUCAUUCCUCUGCUGGAUCGAGCCGAAAGCCAUCCCGCGCGCCCUUCUUCCCGAUUUCGAAUCUGCAGACACAGAAAACGCCAUCGGCACCUUGUGUGGAUACGCGUUCCUCACCGUUCGAGAGAUCCAAAUCUCCAUUCGAGUGCAAUGCGGUAUUGUUAUUAGUCAUCUAUUCUAG
Molecule: messenger RNA, 1023 nt
Organism: Pyricularia pennisetigena
Lineage: Eukaryota; Fungi; Ascomycota; Sordariomycetes; Magnaporthales; Pyriculariaceae
Exons: 3
Coding region: 1-1023 (340 amino acids)
Biological process (GO): nucleoside metabolic process
Molecular function (GO): catalytic activity
Source: RefSeq, a predicted model, not a curated record